Larimichthys crocea (large yellow croaker) is the source of this 5439-nucleotide messenger RNA. RefSeq names its product consortin, connexin sorting protein a (gene cnsta). The record is from RefSeq and is a predicted model, not a curated record. Gene Ontology annotation, biological process: positive regulation of Golgi to plasma membrane protein transport. Bases 248 to 2710 code for a protein of 820 amino acids. Lineage: Eukaryota; Metazoa; Chordata; Actinopteri; Sciaenidae. The transcript has 13 exons. Gene Ontology annotation, cellular component: transport vesicle; trans-Golgi network; plasma membrane. Gene Ontology annotation, molecular function: connexin binding.
UGUUGGAUGAGCAGCUUGUGCAGCAGCAGCAGCAGCAGCACAGGCCUGAUGACAGCGGUAGCAACGACCCCUGACCGUCUGUUUGAAACCUCCUGUCAUUAACAACAUCCACAGCAAGUGGCCGAUGCUCGAGCCUUCACCUAUCAGUCAAGCUUUGUUUUUUUUAAAGCUGCUUGAAGAAGGGCUUGUCCAAUCUGCAGCACUGACCUUCAGGCUGAAAGGUCAAACACUGUGAGGUUGUUGCCAGAUGGAUCAUGGUGGUCAGUUUGAGAGGGAGGGCAGAGUAAUGUCCCAGGUCCAGGUGGGCGGUGUUGACCUCUGUGAUAACCUGCCCAGCCCUGAAGCUCUCACUGCCCAAACUCGAAAUCUCAAUGAGACAAACGCGCUCACACAGCCUCAGAGUCUCAGCAACAAUGAGAAGGUCAUGGAGGAGGACCAGGAAAAGGAAGGAUAUAUGAGAAGAAGCAGAGGGGAAGAGGAGGAAGACAUUGAUGAGGUGAUGAAGGAAGAAGAAGAGGACAUGUCAGAGGGAUCAAGUUCUUUAAUUCGCUGCCAGUCUCCAGACACGCCGAUGACUGACUCCUCCUAUUCAGAAACUGGCAGUCUAUUGGAGGCUCCUUAUCCCUUCAGCCCUGGGACCAGCCCGGAGCCUACAUCCCCUGUCAUUCCAGUUGUCAGCUCAGAAACUCCAUAUCCAAUCAGUCAAGUGGCACUGAGCCAGAGUGAUGUCAAAGUGGAGUCUCACGCCUCCAACACUGAAUCAGGUGCCUCCCACAGAGAGUCCAUUACACUGGGACCCAACUUCACCACAGGGCCUAUAGAUUACACUCCAGUAACUGUGACCUCAGACAUGAGGCCUACCAGCCCACCUAGGCCUGCAUGUAUCACAGAAGCUACAGACACAGGAACAAAAAAAUCUAACUUCAUUACAGAACAACAUACCUCAUCCACAGAGCCCGUCUUCAACCGGGGAGUAGCCAGUUCAUGUGCAGGACCUGUCACCUCAACUGCAGAGACAGUAACUGCUUGCACCACCUCUAUUGAUUCCACUGCUAUGAGUGCAACGGCAGGACUCCUUACCUUCACCACAGGGCCUACGACUACUGGUACAGAAGCCAUUUCCACUACAGGACAUAUGACCUCAAUUUGGGAACAAAUUACCUCCGCUCCAGUGCCCACUUGUUUCUCAGUAUCCUCCUGCGCCACAGGGCCCAUUCCAAGCCCUGCUCUGCUAGAGUCUCUUGAGCAGUUGGCACAAAGAGGAGAUGACACUCACCUUCCACAGUACCUUCACCAGAUUGCUGAGGCCUUUGUCCUUCAUGAAGACUACCAGCGGGCAUUAUGGUGCAUCCAACUAGAGAGACUCUAUCACCAGAGAAUAUUGGACAACCUGAAUGCACUACAAGAACAGUGGGAAAGUCAGUGUAGAAGGACUUCCUCCGACCUGGAAACUCAACAUCUGGAUACCCUUAAACACAUCUGCCAGACACACAAUCGACCAAGAGCUAAAGAUGCUGUGUGCGCAUCUAUGGAUGUUUUGAGGCUGACGUCAGAAGAAGGUGGUGCACUGCCUCCAUGUACCCCAGCCUACAAGGUUGAUGGUGGGAUGGAAAAGAGAGCCAAAGACGCCUCCCGUUCUCAGAGCAGUCAUCCAGUCAUACCGCCCAUUAAUUUAGCUGAUGGAUUCAGUUCCCCUGAGAUCUCAGAAAAGGACAGGGAAGACCCAGACAGGGCAUUAGAGGGGAGGGGAGGUUUCCAUGGAUCUCAGCUGACUGACAAACAGGGCGGUGACAGAGAGGAAGGAGAAGCAAAGGGAGGGGUAGGAUACACCACUCCAGUCAAAGGAAAUGAACUACACCCCUCUACAGCUGGAGAAAUGGAUCAGUCCAAGCCUGCAGAGCAGCAGGGAGGAGAUUUAGGUCUAACACAGGAAAAGGAGGCAAAAAAAGAAGAGGAAAAGAGGGACGUGGUGGAGGCAGCCCAGGCUUUGGGGAUGGAAGAUGAGGGAGAGGACGAAGAGGAGGAAAAACGGAAGGAAAGAGACUCUCCUUUUUGUCAGAAGGCUUUGCCAGUGGAGACUCUGGUCAGUGAGACAGAGGUGGAGGUUCAACAGUUGCACAAGGAAGCCCUAGCUGAGAAGAAGCUACAUGGGGACACCCAGGAGAAUGCUAAAACAUGCCUGCACCAGGAGGCCCACCUUCCUCAAGAGACUCAUAUGAAGCAGCAAGAGCAGGUUGAGGAGGAGGAAGAGGAAGAGUAUGAGUACGAGUACGAAGUAGAACAGGCUGACUUCAUCAGAGAAGCUGCCUCAUUGGACGACAUGGCUAAACUCAUCACCAUAGAGGAGGUGUCUCCUGCCUCUGGUCUGGUGUCCAUAUUGAAGAAGCGAAGUGUUUGUGUGGACAACCUUAGUGUGUCUGCCAGCUCAGAGCCCCGACCAGACAAACUUCCUGCCAAAAGACGAGUCCGCUUCAAGGUCCCUGAUGACAGCUAUGAGCAUGAUGUUGGCGGUGGGGACUCCUGCCUCCUUCUCGUCCUACUUUGUCUGGUUACCGUAGUGAUCAGUUUAGGGGGCACUGCCCUUUACUGUGCUCUGGGUGAUGCCCACUCCUCUGUCUGUCAGGACUUCUCCAGAAACGCAGACUUCUACAUCAGCCAGAUACAGCGCGGGAUAUCUCACAUCCAUCACUGGUUUACUCCUGGGUCAUAGCAGCAACAGUUUGUCAAUAUCAUGGAGCCACUGGCCUUACUGUUUAUUACUGUAGGUUCCAGCAGUUCUUGCUACUUCCUGGGACAAUAUUUUCCGAGGUGAGGGUGCCAGGUGGCUGCUACAGUUCCUGGGCUAUGUGGAGCAAAUGGCUAUUAUUAUGCUGCCUGAUGGGUGACUAAACGAUUAUAUCAGAUAGUGUUGGCUUCUAUAAGCCUGCUCUGCUGCAUUUUUAAUGCUCUUUGAAUACAACCCCGGUGUUCAUUGAGACUACAAGUCCUAGGUCAGAUGUCCCUUAACAACACCAGUUUGAAAGUGAAAGCAGAGCAGAGAGAGAAAGAGGAUAACCGGAGAAUGGAGACUUUAUAACAGAGGGGGAAGAAGUGACCUACACCUCCCUGAACCCUAUCCAGAUUUAACAGGUUGUAAAUUUUCACGUUAGAUUUAGAAAUUCUUCAUAUGUAUAAAGUGUCCUAUUGAACACACUUUCACCGUCAGACACUGAAACUCAAGUUUCAAAAGUCAGUGGUCACUAAAUAAACUAUAGCUGGAUACAGACUUUCACUGACUCGCACUGGACUCCACAAGUCACUCCUCUUAGUUAAGAAUAAGAACAAAGUCAUAACAGCUGCAACCCACUGAGAUGUAAAAUAUAUAUAUAUAAUGUAUAGUUUGUUAACUGGGGGGCACAGAGAUGCUCCCUCCACACGCACUGCACAAACAAGAAGUGCCCAAAUGGGCAUUUUACAAACUGCUGCAACCACCAGUGUUGCUUUUAUUGUUGACAUUUUUUUAAUUCACAAAUGAAAUUUUAAAUUCAACAGGUCUACUUACUUGGAAUGAAAUCUCUUAGUCAUGUCUUAAUCAAUCUUUGAAUGAAUGUUUGGAGUUUACUUUGCUUUGUGUCAUCUGUGGGGCAUUAUUGAAAGGGUUAUUUUGAUAUUUAUCAACAUUGAGCUGCUAAUGGACAACGAGCACAUCAGAUAUGUCUCAUGGGGGAAAAUUACACAAUUUCAACGCAUAUAACAACUGUGAUCUUUAGUUAUGCAUUUGCAAUGAUUAGUUGCUAAAGAAUAUCAGCUGCACAGCUUUACAUGUACUUUUCCCCCUGCACACAUGCGUGUGUCCAGUUGCUGGCCUUUUCUGUAACUACCAACAACAGAUUAGCAGUGAGCUGACAUGGCUGUCCAAACUGUCUAUCUGUGGGUUUCAAUGAGUUUGAUUUAUGUAGCAUAUGCAACAUGUACAGCAACAUAGUGCACCUCUGUAUAUACCAUCAGAAGAAUGUUUAAUAUGUUGCACAUAAGACUGGUAUGAUUUUUGUAUUUUUUAUGAUUGCAAUAUUUCUACAGGCAUUGUUGUGUUGGUUCAAAACGCAGGCUUUAAAUGAUUUGACCAGAAACAAAGCAUUUCCAUAUCCGUGUGAAAGGUACAUGCCAGUACCAAAGUUAUGCACAGAAAAUACUAAAAUAAUUUUUAAGUUGGUCUGGCAAGAUUUGGAAUAUUUAGAUUUAAAAAAACAACAGCAGCAGCAAAAAAGACAAUUGUACAGUUGAUAUUGAAAAUUAUCCAGUGUACUUUAUUUAAAGCACUGUGUCAGUCCAGCUCUGCCUGCCUGUGUGUGUCUGUGUGUUUGCUGUUCUUCAGGAUUCUGUGUGUGAUUGUCAUUGUUUUUUUUUUCUUCUAAAAUAACUCUCUUUUUGCCUUCUUCAAGUGUCAUCUACCUGAUUUGCCAUUUUAAAAAAACAUACGUGUCUUUAAUGUGUUUUGAAAAAAGGCGCUGUGUGAAACAAAGCCUUUAUUCUCACAUCAGUGCUUUAACUCUUAUAUCAUUUUAAAGCGAAUGUUGUCUUAUUGGGGUCAUCUUACUGCUUACUGCCCAGUUAGGCCUCUGUCAUGUUUGUGUCAUUUUAACAUUUUGCAAUGUUUGGUGUUUUAUUAAUUGUUUUUUCCUUUCAUUUGCUGAAUUAGUGAAUGCCAUAAAAAAGUCUUAAUUGUCAGGAAGAAAACGACCUCUAUCAAAGAGGAGUGAUUCACGUGUCUUACCUAUGCAUUUAUAACAGUUUAAGAUAAAGCUGUAUUAUCUUUUUCUCACAUGGUGUGUAACUUACAAAAACCUUACAAUCUGUUUGAGGUGUGAGGUUUUUCCAGGACAUAAGGAAUCGUCGAUUCAUUCAUGUUUUUUAUUUGCACAUGUCGUCUGGCUGGUUCAGAUGAGUAUCACUCAGAAAACCUCUUAUUUAAUCUUCUGAUUUUAAUUAUUUAUAAUAUGAGGGAUGUCACGUUGUAGGUGGUUAAGGAAAAAAAAAGGUGCAUCUGUUUUUCUUUGCUGGAUUAUUGUUUGUUCAUCUCUUAAAUUGCCAUUUGUUCUUAAGAAGGCUUUUAUAGAGAAUUAAAUUUUUGUUUUAUAACCUAUAACACCAACACCUGGGUCAUCAUUAUAUUUAGUUUAUUCUCAUUCAUUUUCCAUUAUAAGUUGAUUACAAACGGGUGAGUUUGUGUUUCUGUUGUCAUUAUCAUCAUCUCUGCACACAAGAUUGUUAAAUGGUUCAUUUGUUUUACCCAGUUGGUUUUUAACAGACGUAGAAAUAACGUAGAAAUGAAUGAAUGAAUGAAGUCAUGAUUUUUUUUGUGUGUGAAUCAGUACCUGAUGAAAGGUGUUUUAUGCAUUGAUUGAUGAACACUUUGUUCUUACGGAUUGUAAUAAGAAGAUGAGGUUUUUAUUUUUUCUU